This is a messenger RNA of Racocetra persica, 1020 nucleotides long. Lineage: Eukaryota; Fungi; Glomeromycota; Glomeromycetes; Diversisporales; Gigasporaceae. The record is from the annotation of a GenBank genome assembly.
CUUAGACAAUUAUAUGAUAUUAGUCAUUGUAGUAAUCCUCAUCCUAACAUUAACCAAUUUUAUGGAAUUACGUGCGACCCUGAAGCAAAUAAAUUCAUGCUGAUACUACAAUUUGCCAACAGAGGGAACUUGCGACAAUAUUUAAACAACAAAUGGCAUGAAGGAAUUUAUAAAAUAUCGAUAAAUAAAAUUAUCAAAUUUGCAAAACAAGUUACUGAUGGUUUGGAAUACCUACAUAAAAAUAAUAUAAUCCAUUGCGAUCUGCAUCCUAAAAAUAUAUUAAUGAAUGAUGAUAAACUCUUAAUUGCGGAUUUUGGAUUAUCAAGGAAAUUAGACGAUAGUUAUAUCUCUUCGGCUUCAAUUUUAAAGGGCGUGCCAGCGUAUCUUGAUCCAUAUUGUCAUCACCGUCCUGGAAAACAACUAGAUGAAAAAUCAGACAUUUAUAGUUUGGGAGUAAUAUUUUGGGAACUUACAAGCGGGAUUCGUCCAUUCGCAAAUGCUGAACAUGGAUGGAUGAUAAUAUCUUAUAUAUUGGCAGGCUAUCGAGAGCAAACAAUUCCUGGUACGCCACCUAAGUACGCUAAACUUUAUCAAAAAUGCUGGAGUUUUGAACCAACGAAACGUCCAAUGAUAUGUGAAAUUCUCGAAAAUCUUGAUUUAAUAUCAGAAGAAAAAGUAGAUCAAUUUAUAAUGAAUGACAAUAGGGAACUUAUACCUAUUGAAACAGAUGAACAACAUAAAAAUAUGCAUAACGAUGAUUAUGCUAAGAUAUUAUUACAUGCACAUAGUCCUAGUAAAUCGAAUCCGAAAACUUCGAUAGGUUCUUCAGCUAAAGCGUCAAGUGCUAUAUCUGUUAAAAAAUCUAAAGAAUCAUUUCAUUCUAAUUCGAAAAAUUCUAAAGAUUCAUCUUCAACUAGGUCACUUAAAAUGUACUUCUCCAGACAAAAGUUAGAAAAUGCAGAUGAAAUGAAAUCACAAGGGAAAAAACAUUUCCAUGAUGCAAAAGUGAAGUAUCCAAAG